UACAAAAGAAAAAUAUAUAUGAGACUUGUUCCUGACAAUAUAUAGCUAUUUUCAGAAAAUUUAAGAGAUAUGGAUUUUAUCAUUUUUAUCGUUUAGUUUCAAAAUGGCGAGGUUUAACACUGAAAUUAGACGAUUUGAUUACCCAAACUCAGGUUUAAAUAAGCCUGAAGAACUAGGGUGCUUCUCAUUAGAUAUUAACAGAGAAUUUCACGAUGAUAACAGCCAGAGGAAAUAUUUCAUUAAACCUUCAAAUUUUGAUGAUGUUAAAUUUGAUCUGACAAAAGGAUACGAGAGAAUGGUGAAAAGAGAUGAAUUUAAGGACGAACAGAUCGACCAUCUUCUGAAAUGGAUAAAAAAUCAUAAGCAGGGAAAUAUGCAAACCAACUUCAUAUGCCGCAGGGGUUUGUUAAAUCGUUUAAUGCGUACCCCGUAUGCGAAAAAAGAUGACUGGAAGUUCGCAGUGACUCUCCACAAAGGCACCUACUACCUUUGUGAAUGCCCCACUGACCAGAGUCUGGCAACAAUAAAACAAAUGAUGGGAGAAAAAGACGAAGAGAUGUGUGGAUGGGGUUGCAAGUUUGAGCAGUAUCUCACCGCAAGUUCCCCAGAUUCCGAUCCAACUCCAGACCUGCAAUAUAACAACUGUGAAAAUUUCUAUACAGUUGUGAAAGCCACGAUCGGCUCCCACACACUAGUGUACUCUGGUGAGGUUGAUGCUGUUAGUACGGAUGGAAAUUUUGGGGAACAUUAUGUUGAGUUCAAAACCAUGACACAUUCCGCGUUGCAGAGACCAGGUUUCAAAAGGUUCAAGCUCCGAAAUUGGUGGGCACAAAGUGUUCUUGUUGGCGUUCCCGAGAUCGUUGUUGGGCUCCGUGAUGAUGCUGGCAUUGUUACCAAGCUACAAACAUACAAAACUCAAGAUUUACCAAUGAUGGACAAUGUUCCAUGGAAGCCCAAUGUUUGCUUCAACUUCCUUGACCAACUCCUUGCCUUCAUCAAAUCUAAUGUGACGAUAGAUAAUCCAAGGCUCGUUUACAUCCUGGAGUUUUCAGGCUGGGAUGUGACUUGUACCCGGCAUCCAAUUGACUCCAAAUACGCUUUCCUGCAUAAAUGGUUUACUCAGUAGCCUGGAUUAUGUAGAGGUUUGCCUCUGAUCCAGAUCAAAUCGGUUCGAUGCAACGUGAUUGAUUCUGAUUAGGGCAGCUGAAAGAAUGAGAUUCGUACACCAUGUUAUAGACUUUAAAGAUACCAAAUGUUUGGUUAUACCAAAUGCUUCGACAUUAUUUAUUUUAAACUGUUCCUUAUUACAUUGUUCCUAUGGUGCACGUCCCUUGUUACAUCGUCCCUAUGCUGAACGUCCCUUUUUCAAUCGUUCCUAUGGUACACGUCCCUUGUUACACUGUGACCGUAUUUUCAUCCCAGUGUAGCGCAUUUCUUACUUGAGCUAGCUCAACUUAUUGACAAAGGUAUGUUUAUGCUCAAUAAUGAUACAAACAUAAAAUCAAUAUUUUCCAUGUUUGAAGUUCAAAUAUUCACAAAUAUCUAUGUCGUAGUUUUGAGUAACUUCUCCUCUGUAUGUUCCCUAUCAAAUUAUCUAUCAAAUCAUGGUUAACGUGUCCAGGUUAUUCAUUUCCUCCUGUUUCCCAUUUCUCUCGUGUCAAAUCCUUGGUCCAAUUUUAAUGACAUUGCCAUACAGCCAUUAAGAUAAUCCUUCAGAGAAUAUCACGUUCUCUCAGUUAAAGAAUAUGUGCUAAAUACGCCAGUCCAGUCUCUUCUGCAUCUGUUCUGGUUUCAUGAUGGACGGUGGCGUUGUCCUUAUUUCUCCCAGGCGAUGUAAAUGAAGCUUCUCUGUCUUUUUGUUUUGAAACAAGCAAAGUCCCAUGUUAUUUUUUUCAGCUCUUAUUUUUCUUAUGCUUCUAAAUCUGAAAACUCGUCCAGUCGUUAACGGUCAAGACAAUCUUAGGCUGCGAUUAAAACACAUAUUCAGAAGUAUUGUAACACAGUCUGGAAUUAACUCUGGAAUGAACCUAUGCUGAUCAGUAAAUAAUUAUUUAGCUGCUGUUAGAAGUAUUGAAGGUAGACGAUUUGUAAUCACCACAAUAAAACCUAAUGACUUUUCAACAAUUUUACCUCUAUAUCUAAGCAUUUCCUAAUCAAGAAAUUAACACCUCUAAUAACAAAAAGUAUAUACGCGAGAACAGACUACAUUAAAAGCAGUAAAUGAUAAAAAAACAAAACUUUUUUGGCUAAUGCUCAAUUAGACAAAUGAAUUAACUGGGCAAGCUCCGACGUCUGUGAUUGUUUUGCAUUUUUUUCCAUUCAUUAUAUUUGGACAUGAGUUUUAUCGGCAAACAGUAGGCAUUUCUAUGGGUGCUAGUUAUGCACCUUUUUAACUUGCAGAUCUUUUUAUAUUGUUACGAGAGUGACAUACUCAACAUCUUAGUUUGUGCGCUUUCUGAAAAAAUAACGGUACUUGAGGUUAAGUGAUGACAAUUAAAGUAUAGAUACUCCCUCAUUUACGAAAACUAUCAAAUAGAUAUAUCAUUCAGAAUAAAAACUUAAUAAAUUUAACACGUCUGACCAAGAUGCUUAGUUUAUAAAUCUUCAACUUGGAUUUACAGAUGGCAAAUUGACCAUCAAACUUUAUGACAAGAGGGUUGAUUUUAACUUUAAAAUUGGAAAUUAUCAUUAUUUGGACGGCGAUAUUCCGAGGUCCCCGCCCUACGGUGAAUUCAUUUGAAAAUUGGUAAGGUUUGCUAAGUUUGUUCGGAAGUGGAUAAGUUUUGUUUCUGUUGUUAAUUAAUGACUGGCCCUUGCCUUGUGCAGGGCUUAAUUUUGAAUGUUCGACUCCUAAAUUUGUCCCUGUAGUUUUCAUUGCAUUAUUAAUUCUCUGUCCCAUAUUUCUCACAGGAUGAGGGAAUGACAGGAGUUUUAGAAGUUGUACUGAUUGUGUAAUUUGUGCUUGAAUAUGUCAUACUUUCAUAAUAUAACAGCGUUUUUUAUUGAAUUUGUUAAUAAGCUUCUGCAUGCUUUUGAUGUGAUGUGUUAUGUAUUUUUGCCGGUAUAUUUUCUUUGAAUUAUUUCUUUAAACACUUGAAUCCAAAUAUUUAAAAGUUACGUUUUUUUACACGACUUUGUAAGUAAUACAAUUUUACUAACACUAUAACUUUGUAUUUUUAUAUUUCUUGGAACUUAUGUUAUUAAUUGUUUGUAAAAUCCAAAGAUCAGUUUACAUUUGAGUGGAAUAACAAACCAAUAUAGAUAUUUUUGA
Molecule: messenger RNA, 3271 nt
Organism: Mya arenaria
Lineage: Eukaryota; Metazoa; Mollusca; Bivalvia; Myida; Myidae
Product: decapping and exoribonuclease protein-like
Exons: 7
Coding region: 104-1126 (340 amino acids)
Biological process (GO): NAD-cap decapping; nuclear-transcribed mRNA catabolic process
Cellular component (GO): nucleus; cytosol
Molecular function (GO): mRNA 5'-diphosphatase activity
Source: RefSeq, a predicted model, not a curated record